UUCAGAAACUGACGAGCCUUCUCUGGAUUGUGGUGAAAUCUGUAGCUAUGAGGUGAAAGUUGAAGAGAAGAGGAAAUACUAUCCGUAUAUCCGGAAAACCGUCAAAUGUGGUUCAAUAAUGAAACGUAUGGCACUUAAUCCAGCAACUCCAGAGAUACCACCAAAGAAAAUCCCAGCAGAAUUAUAUGAUGAGUUUACCCAAAAUGGGGAGCUUCCUAAUAAAAAUUAUUGGUAUAUUAAUGACAAGAAAAAGAUUUCACGUGUCAAUAGGCAGAAACAUUUUACAAAGGACGCAAUUGAACAACUAAUAAAAAACGACAAGGCAGGGAAAAUAAUUGGGACGUAUGACGUACUGGAACCUAAAAAGUCAAUAACCGCAUAUAAAAAUGAAAUAAGUAACAAUCGUGGAGUUGUGAUUGGAUCCCAAUCACCCUGGCUUGAAGCAUUGGCCUUAUCUGCUGGUGCAAAACACAUGACAACACUUGAAUAUAACAAUAAUCCGUUCCUUCAUCCUAACAUAACCAAAAUCCACCCAUAUGAUAUGGCAAAAAUAUACGCAAAUAGUAGUUUUCAAGAGUUCGAUUUUGCAUUAUCGUAUUCAUCAAUUGAACAUUCUGGAUUAGGUCGCUAUGGAGACCCUCUGAAUCCAUAUGGAGAUCUUGAAGCAGUUGCGCAAGUUUGGUGCAUGCUCAAACCAGGGGGAUUAUUUAUUCUUGGACUUCCAGAGACACAUAAUGAGACAUCUUAUUUGCAGUUUAAUGCUAUGAGGAGGUAUGGUCAUAGUAGACUCAAACAUUUAACUGCAAAUUUUGAGGUUAUUGAUCGUUUUAUUGGAUACGAACGAUAUGAUCUUCAGGGUAUUUGGGUUUUAAGAAAAUCACAAUGA
Messenger RNA from Owenia fusiformis, 886 nucleotides. NCBI's taxonomy places the organism in Eukaryota, Metazoa, Annelida, Polychaeta, Sabellida, Oweniidae. The record is from the annotation of a GenBank genome assembly.